Ostrea edulis (European flat oyster) is the source of this 5691-nucleotide messenger RNA. RefSeq names its product serine/threonine-protein kinase 36-like. The transcript is spliced from 32 exons. Lineage: Eukaryota; Metazoa; Mollusca; Bivalvia; Ostreida; Ostreidae. Gene Ontology annotation, biological process: protein phosphorylation. The record is from RefSeq and is a predicted model, not a curated record. Gene Ontology annotation, molecular function: ATP binding; protein kinase activity. Gene Ontology annotation, cellular component: cytoplasm. Bases 808 to 4881 code for a protein of 1357 amino acids.
UUAGAUAAAUAGUUUUCUGAAAUUUUAUCUGAGUUAAUUAAUCUCUAAUACAGUUACAACACUGAAUCGUCAUUUUGACAUUGGUUUUUUUUUUUUUUUUUUUACACUUGAUGCAUUCAGCCGGAAUGUAUACAAUCAACCCCUUAUCUUUCAAUUUUUAUCUUCAAACAUUGAUUUACAGGGACAUUUCGGUAGUUUUAGAGGGCAUUUUGGUAAAUCACAGGCAUUUCGGUAAUUUUUGGGGGCAUUUCGGUUAAUCACAGGCGUUUCGGUAAUUUGGGGCACCGUAGUAUUCAUAUCCAGAACAAGAUUUUUUUUAAAAGUUAUCCGUACAUGUAUGGACACUUCAGACGACUUACAAUUAAAGCAUCUUAAUAUCAUGUCACAUGACUUUCAACGUAUGAUCCGCUUAUUCUUUGAAUGCGGGGAAAUAUAAUGCAAUUGAUGUAAAAAGUGCAUUGCGACCUGGUACAAUCAAGGAGUGAUUAAUUAUGAUUGAGAAAAUAUGGUUUAAUUACAUGCUUUUAUGGAUUUUGUGUAACAUCUCAAAAUGAGAACUUGAGUUGACAAGAUUCAAAAUGAUGAAAUACAUGUCCUAUCGCUUGCAUUCGAAUUGACACCAUUUUGACCCAAUUUCAAGUUCCAUAUGUAUGGUUUGAUUUUUCAUUAGUUUUCUUUUAAAUACGUAUUUAGGUAGCUGUUAUAUAUCGAGAGAACUCUGCUUCACCCUCUAUAACAUAGAUUAUAGACAGAAAAAAAGCAAAUAAAUCAUCAAUUAAAUUUUGACUGUUACCAGAUGUCAAAAAUAUGGAGAAUUAUCAUGUAUUGGAGAUCAUUGGUGAAGGGUCCUUUGGAAAAGUGUACAAGGGGCGCAAAAAAUACUCAUCACAAGUUGUUGCACUGAAGUUUAUUCCAAAAGUGGGAAAGCCAGAAAAAGAAUUGAGAAAUCUUAGAAGAGAGAUUGACAUUAUGAGGAACUUGCACCAUGAAAAUAUUAUCGAAAUGUUGGAUAGUUUUGAAACCGGAAAAGAGGUUGUGGUAGUGACAGAUUAUGCGGAAGGUGAAUUAUUUCAAAUUCUUGAAGACGAUGGCAGCCUCCCAGAAGAACAAGUCCAGCGGAUCGCUUGCCAGCUGGUGUCUGCCCUGUAUUAUCUACAUUCGCACAGAAUCCUUCACAGAGACAUGAAACCUCAGAAUAUUCUUCUCGGGAAGUCGGGCAUCAUUAAACUCUGUGACUUUGGAUUUGCCAGAGCUAUGAGUUUCAAUACCCUUGUGCUUACUUCCAUUAAGGGUACACCAUUGUACAUGUCUCCAGAGCUGGUUGAAGAAAAACCAUACGAUCACACCGCAGAUUUAUGGGCCCUCGGCUGUAUUCUGUAUGAGCUCUUUACUGGUACCCCUCCCUUCUACACCAACAGUAUCUUCCAGUUAGUCAGUCUGAUCAUCAAGGACCCUGUCAAAUGGCCAAAGAACAUGAGUUCUGUUUUCAAGGACUUCCUUCAGGGUCUCUUAACAAAGAACCCAAGAUCUCGAUUGGCUUGGCCUGAUCUUCUACAUCAUCCUUUUGUAGCAGAAGGCAUUAAUGUGCGAGAGGAGGAUGCUAACUUACAGAGCCCCUUCACGCAGCCUCUGACAGCUUCCAUGAUGAUUCUUAAAGAAAAGCAAUCCAAAGAGAAGGCUCAUCCUCCGGGGACCUCAAAAAUCCUGGCCAAGGCUCGAAAGAAGGCGAUGGAGGAGGAGAAGAAGAAAGACGAUGAAGAUGCACCAAGUGCUGAAAAAGAGGCUGCAAGUAAGGAGGCCUGGGGUCCCAGCAAAAAGCCUGAGGUCAAGUUAGACGUAAAACAACAGCAGAAGGAGGUGGAGGCCAAUCAGCGGGCAGGGGAGGAGACGUGGGAUGAUACAGGACUCAGUAAGAUGACAGAUGUGAGAGAAGACGCUGUAAGCCCCACACCAAGGCCAGACAGAAUAAGUAAAGAUUAUGAGAAAGAAUACCCUAGUAUUGAGAUUGAGGGACGACGGACAGUUAGGAAGAGUCCAAGCAAAGAAAAGAGGAAUAAAUCUCACGUGGAUAAUGUCAAGUUGGAAACUGAGGAGGUGGACAGUGAUGAUGAAUGGCAGGGACUAAUCGAACAAACCGACCAAGAAGGGGAUCCAGAUGUGGCCCUGAAACUCCUACAGGAUGUUAAAUUCCAAACCAAACUGAAAACCCGGAUACAGAACAGCUCCGCCCAGGUGUUGGAUGGGAUGCUGGAGGGAGCAGCGAGGUUAAAGACCGUGCUGAGGGUGAUUACCAACCUAGUGACACUGAAAUGUGAGCUGAAGUGGAUACUGGACUUUGUGAAGGCACUUUCUUUACCUAAGCUUCCGCUGAAUAUGUUAGCUGAAAUUCUUGACAAGAACAAAGUCAAACAGCAACCCUGGUGUCAGCAGAUUUUGAUAGACCUGGUCAUCACUUUGAAUGCCUACUUUGCCAGUGAAAUCAGCUGGAACGAUGAUAUAGAGAAAGAUGUAAUUCAGGAGUAUUAUGAUGCCAUGGUCCAGUUCAUGUCUCUGGUGCCACAGCUGUUGUUCCAAGCAAUGGAUGAAGACUUGAGACUCCGAGAACAAGCAGUAUUGUGUGCCAUGUACACCUGUGAAGCCAUGGAGCGGAACAAGUUACAGGUUGCCAACCAGUAUUUCACCCACCUGGCCACCAAACAGACUAAUACUUUGGACUGUAUAUUGAACUGUACCAUGGGGGACUCCAAUGUCCUGAAAACACUUACUGAGUUAGCGGAGGGUAACGGAGAGGUCGCCACAGACAGGAUGGAGUCACUAAUACAGCUGUCUGUUACCACCGUGUCAGCCAUGGUCACCCUGCCGCUGUCGAUGGAUGAAGCUGCUGAUGGCCGGAGAAAGAUUGCUUUGUACGUUGGAGACAAGCUGGCUCAGAAAGGUUCCGAGCUACUGGCUGAUGAGUUCAUUAUAUUACUCAGGCAUCCGGCUCACUGCUCAAAUGUUCUCAAGGUUGUGUAUGCCUGCUGCCAGGUAUCCCAGACAUUCAGUGGUUAUAUUUCUAACUCCACCAAACAUAUGGAAUCCCUGUUAGGCAUACUCAUGGGCAAGGUUGAGAUUCAGGACAUGGAGAUUAAUUCUGUGAUUGAGACUGUGAUUCAUGUCCUUAGUACCAUUAUCAUACAGCUACAGACCCUGUCACCAGCUUUGUCUGAUGCAGCAGGUCUGAUGAUCUCCAUAUUUCUGGAGUCCACCAUUGCCAGUCACACAGCAGCUGCGGCCUUGCUGUUCAGCCAGAUGAUUUACUGUGGGAUGACGGUGGAGGUACAACCAGAGGAGAUGUUACAGGCUUGUCUGGCCGUCUUCACUGACCUUCAACAGAUCUGUGUAAGAUGUCCAUUUGAUUACGGUGUGCUGGAUGGCCUCUUGUUACUUCUUUGUGAAAUGCUAGCACAGUCUGAAGGCCCAGUUGCACAGUUGUACAUAGAAACAGGAAUCUGGGGAACCUUAUGGCACAGAGUGGCCCAAGCCCUGCAGGUCACAAACCCAGAAACAAACGCCCCCAUCCACGACAUUGAGAUGGAGUGUGAGGAACUGCCAGGAUUCCAUGCCCCCGACUGGACACUCGUAUCCCCACAGGGCCUCAUGGCUGUCCUGCAGUUGGCCGUCACUGUUUUCACCAAGGAAACAAACCAGUGUAUCCCCAACCUGUCUGUACCUGACAGCAUCAUACUUCUGACAAUUGUGCACCUCAUGCAUAGAGAGUUCCUGAGUUGUAUGUAUAAGGGGUUUAGCACUGAUGGCCCACAGCUAACGGUGGAUAUGAUAUUAGAAGUGACCCAGCUUUGUUGUUUCCCGUUUGCAGUAGAUAUUGCUGAGGACCUCUCACUGGAAGUUCAGCAAUGUUUGCACGACACACUAGUUCUACCUCGUAUUUUCUAUGCCUGCACGAAGUAUCUUCAACUAGACCAACUAGAAACUCCCAUAGGCCUGCUGGCCAGACUGGUGCUGGGGAACCAGAUGUUUGUAGAGCAGUUUGCUCAGUCAAUCAAAGAUUUUAAGACCAUUCCAUUCCUGUCUAACUGUGUACAGCUAAGUAGUCCACUCUCUGUACUCUGUGAUGUCAUUUCCAUGUGUGGUCAUCUUAUCAGACUGGAACCAGACAACCUCACCAUGGUCAAAAGUGUGUUCCUGGGAAUCAAAGGAGACUUUGAGCCGCUGAAUAUCCUGCUGUCUCAUCACUCAGCCGCUGUCAGAUCAAGGAUCUGUAGUCUGAUUGGGAACCUCCUCAAACACAACAACCACUUUUACUCAACUCUCAAACAAAAAGACAAAAUCUACGUAGCACUAACAAAGUGCUUAAAAGAUGAAGAUCCUAAUGUCAGAAAGGGUGCUAUGUAUGCCGUGGGAAAUGCUGCAUUCCAUUCAUCAGAGCUUUACAUGAAAUUGAAACCAGUGGUGCCAACAGUGGUGGAACUGCUUCGAGAUCCCAUGGCUAAAACGAGGGCAAAUGCUGCCAGUGCAUGUGGUAAUUUUGGAAUUCACUCCAAUGUUUUGGUGCCUGAUUUAAAGAAAUCCAAAGUCAUUAUCAGAUUGUUAGACCUAGCCUGUCAUGAACAACAACAGACAGUUCAAAUUAGUGCAAUAUUGGCUCUUCGAAGUCUCUCAAAGCUAGACGAACUGAGAAAGGAGAUGUUGGCCAACAAUGCUGUCGACAAACUUAACAACGUGACGGUUGCCAACACCCCCCGGCCGUCCUCCUCCAUCGUUACACAUUCCAACAUUGUCCAGGUGAACCGUAGUAUUCAAAGCAGUCACGGUCAAGGCAACACCAAUGUACACACACACUGUAGUAAGCUGGUCAAGAUUUUACAAGGGAAAACGUAAUGCUUCAUCUCUGUGUGCAGUGGACGAAGCUAAGAUGGCUUUGAGAUGAAACAUUUUUGUGACAUCAGUCUGGAAUUCGUAAAGAUGGCUUUGAGAUGAAACAUUUUCGUGACAUCAGUCUGGAAUUUGUGAGUAGGAAAUGCAAUGUGUGAAGAUUCCUGAAGUGGUUUUGUUUCCACGGAGAUUAAGAAUAGAAAACACGAGAACUGUUUGUUCUGAUUUACAGGCCGACUCGAGUCCAGAAUUGCAAUACAGAGAAUUUUUCAGUGUAUCGUGGCAUGUAUUCAACAAUAUAUACCAGUACUUGUUACAGUAUAGAAAUAAUGUCGAAGUGUUGCAUGCUUAAGCAGAAGAACAUUGUGUUCAAUAGACUCUGAACAAGUUCACUGAUGUUCAGAAGUCUGCAGAACAAUAGAAUCUUUAAUCAGAGUCUCCAGUUACUGUUACAACAGGUGCCAUCAAAUCAUCAAAUGAUCAUAUUCAAAACACGUUGUGAAACAUCAUCUUCACCAGAAGGACCACAAUUGUCGAUCUCAUCAUUACAAUUGUCACCUUGAACGUUUACCAGUGUCGAGAGAGCACCAAUCAUCACAGUACCGUCCAGUGUUAGAGGAUAUUGGUACAGCUCGCAUUUCAUAGAUUGUGCUAUACAACUUAUUUAUGGGUCUUUUCCCCAAUUGUUAUCUUUUGUCAUUCCAUUGUACUCUUGUGUAGCUGUGAAUGUUUUGCUAGACGUUAAAAGACGUGUAACAAAGUGUAUUCAUAAUUAAUAGGAUACCGUCCAAGACUUCAAUAAAUUCAUAUGAUUAG